Olea europaea var. sylvestris is the source of this 1585-nucleotide messenger RNA. Its product is annotated as elongation factor 1-alpha. Bases 164 to 1513 code for a protein of 449 amino acids. Gene Ontology annotation, biological process: translation; translational elongation. Gene Ontology annotation, molecular function: translation elongation factor activity; GTPase activity; GTP binding. The transcript has 3 exons. NCBI's taxonomy places the organism in Eukaryota, Viridiplantae, Streptophyta, Magnoliopsida, Lamiales, Oleaceae. The record is from RefSeq and is a predicted model, not a curated record.
AUAAUACAUCAGUUCUGAACUUCAUUUAUAACCUCUCAAUUGGACUUCCUAUUUUUCUCAUUCUCUCUCGUUCCUCGCAUAAAUCUCUGGAAUCGGUGAGCGAGAGAGCUACCUGACUACCUGUAGUCUUCUUCCGAAUCAUCUUUGUUUUUAAAAGUUCAACAUGGGUAAGGAGAAGAUUCACAUCAACAUUGUGGUCAUUGGCCAUGUUGACUCUGGAAAGUCGACCACCACUGGUCACUUGAUCUACAAGCUUGGUGGUAUUGACAAGCGUGUCAUUGAAAGAUUCGAGAAGGAGGCUGCUGAGAUGAACAAGAGGUCUUUCAAGUAUGCCUGGGUGCUUGACAAGCUCAAAGCUGAACGUGAGCGUGGUAUUACCAUUGAUAUUGCCUUGUGGAAGUUUGAGACCACAAAAUACUACUGCACUGUCAUUGAUGCUCCAGGACAUCGGGACUUCAUCAAGAAUAUGAUUACUGGUACCUCACAGGCUGACUGUGCUGUCCUUAUCAUUGAUUCCACAACUGGAGGUUUUGAAGCUGGUAUUUCCAAGGAUGGCCAGACCCGUGAGCAUGCUUUGCUUGCCUUCACCCUCGGUGUCAAGCAAAUGAUUUGCUGUUGCAACAAGAUGGAUGCGACCACACCAAAAUACUCCAAGGCAAGGUAUGACGAAAUUAUAAAAGAAGUCUCUUCCUAUCUCAAGAAGGUGGGAUACAACCCAGAGAAAAUCCCAUUUGUCCCCAUCUCUGGUUUUGAAGGUGACAACAUGAUUGAAAGGUCCACCAACCUUGACUGGUACAAGGGCCCGACUCUCCUCGAGGCUCUUGAUAUGCUUCAGGAGCCCAAGAGGCCUUCCGACAAGCCCCUUCGUCUCCCGCUUCAGGAUGUUUACAAGAUUGGUGGCAUUGGUACUGUUCCUGUGGGUCGAGUGGAGACAGGUGUUAUCAAGCCUGGUAUGGUUGUCACCUUUGGUCCAUCUGGAUUGACAACUGAAGUUAAGUCAGUUGAAAUGCACCAUGAAGCCCUCCAGGAGGCUCUCCCUGGUGACAAUGUGGGGUUCAAUGUCAAGAAUGUUGCUGUCAAGGAUCUCAAACGUGGUUAUGUUGCCUCUAACUCCAAGGAUGAUCCUGCCAAGGGGGCUGCCAAUUUCACCUCCCAGGUCAUUAUCAUGAACCACCCUGGACAAAUUGGAAACGGGUAUGCCCCAGUUCUCGAUUGCCACACCUCCCAUAUUGCUGUGAAGUUUGCAGAGCUUAUCACCAAGAUUGACAGACGAUCUGGUAAGGAGCUCGAGAAGGAGCCCAAGUUCUUGAAGAAUGGCGAUGCUGGUUUUGUUAAGAUGAUUCCGACCAAGCCCAUGGUGGUUGAGACUUUCUCCGAAUACCCACCUCUUGGUCGUUUUGCCGUGAGGGACAUGCGUCAAACUGUGGCUGUUGGUGUCAUUAAGAGUGUAGAUAAGAAGGAUCCAAGUGGUGCUAAGGUCACUAAGGCCGCUGCAAAGAAAGGAGCCAAGUGAAGAAGAUUGUGGACAGAAGGAAUAUUUUUUACUAUUUGUAUAAAAGUUUUUUUUUUUUUUUUUUUUUUUUUU